AUGGCUGAGAGGAGUCGGCCCCCGCCGGCCGCCGCCUUUUAUAGACUCCGCCUCCCCGCCCUUCCCCCGCCCGCGCCUGUUGAUGCCAGGAGCGCCACGCCGAGGGCGCGUGGCCAGGCGUGCUGCUCGCGUGAUCAGCGCCCCUAUUGGCCGCCGCCACCUUGUUUACAGCCCCGCCGUCCAAUCAGAACGCCGGGUACGGAGCGUGGACAGCGUGUGAAGGAGAGGCGAGCGUGUUCAAGUGAGAGGAGGGUGGGAGAGGGGGGGAACGGAGUGACGGCCCGGCAGGCCAAUGGGGAGAGAGGGCGAGCGGCGGCGGUAGCCAACGGCGAGCGGAGAACAGGAUGUAAUGUGCUCAGGCAUGAAGGAGGGGGAGAGUCCGCCCCAGGAUUAUCGGGAGCUGCUACCCAUCGUUGCCUGGAGAAGCCACACUCCUCUCAUGGCAGGCUGUCCUUUGUCCCCUCCAUCAGACAACCGCCUGAAUUGCUUGGAGAGCUGAGGCCUUGCCAGGAAUGGCACAGGAGUGAUUUUCCUCCCUCCACCCGUGCGGGCCGGUUGGUUGGAUUACAGAAACGACAAAGGAUAUCGGUGUUUUUCACCUGCCCAGUCCUAGGUACAAAGUUUAAGAGGAGCAGCAACGUCCUCAUCUUUAGAAAAAAGAAAUGCAUCCAAAUCCAACAGAAAAAAUUGUGA
Aquila chrysaetos chrysaetos is the source of this 693-nucleotide messenger RNA. RefSeq lists its product as uncharacterized. NCBI's taxonomy places the organism in Eukaryota, Metazoa, Chordata, Aves, Accipitriformes, Accipitridae. The transcript is spliced from 5 exons. The record is from RefSeq and is a predicted model, not a curated record. Bases 1 to 693 code for a protein of 230 amino acids.